Sphaeroforma arctica JP610 is the source of this 1757-nucleotide messenger RNA. RefSeq lists its product as hypothetical. The record is from RefSeq and is a predicted model, not a curated record. The transcript has a single exon. Gene Ontology annotation, cellular component: Golgi apparatus; trans-Golgi network; endosome. Gene Ontology annotation, molecular function: antiporter activity. Lineage: Eukaryota; Ichthyosporea; Ichthyophonida. The coding region runs from base 143 to 1405 and encodes 420 amino acids.
UAUAUAUAUAUAUAUAUAUAUAUAUACAUAUAUAUAUAUAUACAUAUCAGGUGUCUGCAUAUAUAUAUGGUUAGUAUAUUAUUCAACUAAAAAUCAUUGAAGGACAAACUCUGCGAGUGUUCAGCAGCAGGUCAAUCUAGCUAUGAGUGUAGUUGUAGGAUCAGAUGAAGCACGACUCGAUGACGAGAGACGCACUCUCUUACCAUCGACGGCGAAGGAUGAUGACAAUAGCAGCACACACAGUAUAGGCUCAGAAGAGGCGCCGAACUAUCGCAUCUAUCGUGCAGUGGUGGCAUGCAUCCUCUGGGCGUGUACCAGUUCAGCCAACAUCCUCAUCGGCGCGUACAUUCUACGCACAGAUAAUUUCAAAUACCCCUUGUUAAUGACGGGUGCGGGACAGAUAGUUAGUAGUAUCAUUGCCAUUCUGUCACGGCCAUGGCUAGCCCAUCACGAGUUAACUGUGCGUGAGUACUGCACCGUGAUUAUACCGUUGUCUGGUAUGACCGCUAUAGCCCUGGGUCUGAGUGGGGCGGUGUAUCUAUUCCUGCCCGUGAGUUUUGUGCAGAUGCUCAAAGCCGCAUCGCCAAUUGACGUUAUGUUGGUGAUGUUCUUAUUUGGAUUACUCAACCCCUCUGGCAACCUCAUCCUCUCAGUUGUAGUCAUAUCCUGCGGGUGUUUGUUUGCUGCCUUUGGCGAGGUGUCCUUUAGUUUGAUUGGCGUGGCCGUAUUCUUCGCUUCGGAUAUCAUGGAUGCCAUUCGCUCUGUGUGGACUGAGACUCUCUUAGGGCGAAUGGCUCUGAUGGACAGUCUGUACUAUAUAGCUCCUGCCUCAUCUGUGUGGCUUGUGUUGUUUGCUGCAUUCGAUGAGAUUCCCAGGUUUAUCGCACAGAAAGACUACGAAAAGGUGUUGGCCAAGCCGAUGCUGUACUUGGUGUAUUCCACUAUGGGCUUCGUUGUGCAGAUCAUGGUGCUGGCAGUUAUUAACGAGACCAGCACACUCACGCUCAAAAUCGUGGGACAAAUCAAGAACAUUGCCACUAUUAUUGGCGGUGUCGUCGUGAUGGGGAAUCACGUAUCCAAUCAGCAAAUCUUUGCAUACUGCGUUGAGACUGUUGGGUUCUGGCUGUAUCAACAGACCAUGAUGGCGGAGCGUGCAAAGGCGGCUAAAGAAGCAGAAGAUCUCGAAAGCAACAGUGCGCUGCUGGACGAGGGGCAUGGAACAUUUGGUGCUCAACACCGUGCGAAUAGCAGAAGUCACCCACUUUCAUAUUCACGCUCACAUUCAUCACAAAGCACAAGAUCGACGACAACACGUACGUAUAGCACACUCAGUCAGUAUUCACGUUACAGUGUGGACGACCCAGGGCUGGAAGAUCGUAUGGAGGGACGACUACAGGGACAUUAAUUUCGCUGUAUAUAUUCGUAUAUAUAUGCGUAUUAGUGUGUAUUCCGAACACCUAUAUCUUCACAUAACUAUAAUUAUAUAUAGUUUAUGUAUAUAUAUAUAUACAUGUAUGUAUAUAUAUAUAUAUGGCCAAAUAUCACAUUGUUCUUAAAUUUGUACGAAUCUAGACCUACAUAUUCCUAUGCAUCAAUGUAAAUCGUCACCCGCGACGUAAUGCAACGGACCUGGACGCCACUAUCGCGUUGAAGCCAACGAUUUUACGGUGAUGCCGGCGUGCGAUACAACCAUCUGUGAGGCCCUAGAAGGCAUCCCUAAAUAAAAUGUAUCUUCUCAACCAACUUAAAUAUAAAGC